Nannospalax galili (Upper Galilee mountains blind mole rat) is the source of this 2140-nucleotide messenger RNA. RefSeq names its product carboxylesterase 1D-like. Gene Ontology annotation, molecular function: carboxylic ester hydrolase activity. Lineage: Eukaryota; Metazoa; Chordata; Mammalia; Rodentia; Spalacidae. Gene Ontology annotation, biological process: lipid catabolic process. The record is from RefSeq and is a predicted model, not a curated record. Gene Ontology annotation, cellular component: lipid droplet; endoplasmic reticulum.
GAGAAGAGGGAGAGGUGGUUCCCACCCCACCCCCCGGAUUUUGUAAUUGGGCUUUAUGUGCUGGAUUCUAGUGCAUUCUGCUUUCUUCCAGAUCAGAGCCAAAACCUUCACUGACCUGUGAGCCUGUCCUCCACGAUGCACCUCUGUGCUCUGGUCCUGGUGUCUUUAGUAGCCUGUAUAGCUUGGGGACACCUGCCCUCACCACCCGUAGUGGAUACUGUGCAUGGAAAAGUCCUGGGGAAGUACGUCAGCUUAGAAGGAUUCACACAGCCUGUGGCCAUUUUCCUGGGCGUCCCCUUUGCCAAACCUCCUCUUGGAUCCCUGAGGUUUGCUCCACCACAGCCUGCAGAGCCAUGGAGCUUUGUGAAGAAUGCCACCUCCUACCCUCCCAUGUGUUCCCAAGACCCAGUGGCAGGACAGAUGCUCUCAGAGCUUGUUAACAGAAAUGAGAGCAUUCCUCUCAAUUUUUCUGAAGACUGUCUCUACCUAAAUAUUUAUACUUCUGCUGACCUUACGAAGAACAGCAGGCUGCCGGUGAUGGUGUGGAUCCAUGGGGGUGGACUGGUGACAGGUGGGGCAUCAACCUACGAUGGACUGCCUCUCUCUGUCCAUGAAAAUGUGGUAGUAGUGGUCAUUCAAUACCGCCUGGGCAUCUGGGGCUUCCUCAGCACUGGAGAUGAACACAGCUGGGGGAACUGGGGUCACUUGGACCAGAUAGCCGCACUGCGCUGGGUCCAAGACAACAUUGCCAACUUUGGAGGGGACCCAGGAUCUGUGACCAUCUUUGGAGAGUCAGGAGGAGGUUUAAGUGUCUCUGUUCUUGUUUUGUCUCCCCUGGCGAAGAACCUCUUCCACAGGGCCAUUUCUGAGAGUAGCGUGGUUCUAAAUCCUUGUAUGUUUUGGGAAGAUUCCAAGCCCAUUGCUAAGAAAAUUGCUACCAUUGCUGGCUGCAAAACCACCACAUCAGCUGUCAUGGUUCACUGCCUGCGCGAGAAGACAGAGGAGGAGCUCUUGGACACCACACUGAAAAUGAAAUUUUCAGCUUUUGAUUUUCAUGGAGAUCCCAGAGAGAGCUAUCCUUUCCUGCCUACAGUGAUUGAUGGAGUGGUGCUGCCAAAGGCACCAGAAGAGAUUCUUGCUGAGAAAAAUUUCAACACUGUCCCCUACAUCAUUGGAAUCAACAAGCAAGAGGCUGGCUGGAUCAUGCCAAUGGGGAUGGGCUUUCCAUUCUCUGAAGGCAAACUGGACCAGAAGACAGCCAACUCCCUCCUGUGGCAGUUCUACCCCUUGACUAAAAUUUCUGAGAAUCUGAUUCCAGCGGCCACUGAGAAGUAUUUAGGAGGGACAGAUGACCUUGUCAAAAAGAAAGACCUGUUCCUAGAUUUGAUUGCAGAUGUGAUGUUUGGUGUCCCAUCUGUGCUGGUGUCCCGUGGCCACAGAGAUGCUGGAGCCCCUACCUUCAUGUAUGAGUUUCAGUAUCGCCCAAGUUUUGUGUUAGACACAAGACCUAAGACGGUGUUAGGAGACCACUUCGAUGAGCUCUACUCAGUAUUUGGGGCUCCACUUUUAAAAGAGGGUGCCUUAGAAGAAGAGAUUAACCUCAGCAAGAUGGUGAUGAAAUUCUGGGCCAACUUUGCUCGGAAUGGGAACCCUAAUGGAGAAGGGCUUCCCCACUGGCCACAGUACGACCAGCAGGAAGGGUACCUGCAGAUCGGAGUCCCAACCCAGUCAGCCCAGAGGCUGAAAGACAAGGAAGUGGCUUUCUGGACUGAGCUGAGAGCCAAGGCGGCAGCAGAGAGGCCAUAACAGUGGAAAAGUGGAGCUCUGAUCAGGAGACCCAGGCCUGUUUGAGAGUCUAGACUCAGGAAAGGAGCAUUCCAGAGUGGAAGAUGUUUUCAUGAAUGGAUGGAAGAUGACUCAAGAGUUUACUAAAGGCUCAAGGACAACAAGAUAUAUAAUAUGAGGACAAAAAAACACUGGGAACCACAGACCCAGUGAGGAGUUUGCACUGUCACAGACUCUUCUUCACAGAUGUCUGCCUAUCAUGACUAAAUUUUGGGACAGUUAACAAGACUAGGGUAAUGCUUGUCUCUAGUUUUUAUGCACAAAGCACUACACAGAUCUCUUUUCAUAAAAAAAA